Prunus avium (sweet cherry) is the source of this 1102-nucleotide messenger RNA. It is a transcript of the gene DPA, whose product is annotated as Transcription factor DP. Gene Ontology annotation, biological process: regulation of transcription by RNA polymerase II; regulation of cell cycle. NCBI's taxonomy places the organism in Eukaryota, Viridiplantae, Streptophyta, Magnoliopsida, Rosales, Rosaceae. The record is from RefSeq and is a predicted model, not a curated record. Gene Ontology annotation, molecular function: DNA-binding transcription factor activity, RNA polymerase II-specific; RNA polymerase II transcription regulatory region sequence-specific DNA binding. Gene Ontology annotation, cellular component: transcription regulator complex; nucleus.
CAUAUUCGAGAAAAGCGGGAACUGCAAAUUUAUAUAUACAUAUUUUCAAUCUUAUAAUAAUAUGCUGGAAAAAUCCCCCUAUUUUUAGGGUUUGCGCUUCUCCUUCAAGAGACACCUAGAUCUUCAGAGUGUAGCUAGUUGAACGUUAUGGAUGAUAACUACUCGGGGGAUUCAUUUGGUGGAUUCUUUCAGAAUGGGAGUGCACGGAGAUCUAUCACUUUCGAUCAUGACAAUACUAGUACUGCCGAUGUUGAGAUAAAUGCUCCAAAGAAGAAAAGGGUUUCAAGAACGACGGGUGGAGGGCUGCGCCAGUUCAGUGCCAUAGUUUGUGACUUGUUGGAGAGCAAGGGAAGAACAACCUAUGCUGAGCUUGCAGAUUACAUAAUGUCAGAGUUAGCUGGAAAUGACAGUGAAAAAGCAACAUCUUUGAGCGAGUUUAAUGACAAAAAUAUACCACGGCGGGUAUAUGAUGCAUUAAAUGUUCUUGAGGCAUUGGAUAUCAUCACAAGAGUUAAAAAAGAAAUCAAGUGGAAUGGGAUUCCAGACAGAAAGAUGGAUUUGGAAGGAAUGAAGGCAGAGUGUGUCAAAAUGAUGAAUAGGAUUGGAAGGAAAACGGCUUACUUGAAAGACUUAGAAGAGCAAUUUGCAGAUCUCCAAAAUUUGAUGUAUUGCAAUAAAGAGUUGCUUAAGAGUGGAAACUCUCGUCCUGGGGGAUUUUCUUUGCCAUUUAUACUGGUCCAGACAAGCCGUGAUGCUACCGUCGAGAUUGAGAUUUCUGAAGACAAGCACAUGGUGCACUUCGAUUUCAAUAGUGCGCCCUUCUUCUUGCACGAUGAUACUUACAUUCUGAAGCUAUUGCGGCGUCACCAACCGCCGGAAAGAACAAAUCUAUCCCAAAAUUCUUCACCUUCUCCAUGUCCCAGCAUUGUAUCUGGAGGCGCCAGACCCUUUUAUUGGAGCUCUGGCACAGAAACUCCGAACUCCAAACUGAACAAAUGUUGAGAUGCUUUUACUAGGUUUAUGAAACUUUGUAUAAAAAUCGUUAUAGGCUUUUCCCUUAUUCUUCUAAAUGGCUUUAAGGUAAUUUUGUUUCAGUUUUAUU